Molecule: messenger RNA, 1299 nt
Organism: Vigna angularis (adzuki bean)
Lineage: Eukaryota; Viridiplantae; Streptophyta; Magnoliopsida; Fabales; Fabaceae
Exons: 1
Coding region: 1-1299 (432 amino acids)
Source: RefSeq, a predicted model, not a curated record
AUGGCACCUAGACUUCCUCCGCCACCUCAACCCAACGAACCAGAUACGUCCAACAGCGCUAGGUUGUUGGAGACGGUGAUCGACAGACUUCAACAGCAGAAUACCACCCUUAUGGAACAGAAUGCUACACUGAUGCAACAAAAUCAGGCAGCUAUGCAGAGUCUGGAAGCCUCUCGAUCCAACUCUGAGGCGACGCAGCGGCAGUUAAUGGAGAUAUUGGCUGCAACCAGGGGCGCGGCAGGAGCGUCCUCUUCUAACGAUGCCCCGCCUACUGCUGAGUGGAGUUUAGAGAGUUUUCUCCAACACCGUCCGGCCAAGUUUAAUGGGAAGGGCCUUCCGGAUGAAGCGGAUCAAUGGCUACGGGAUUUGGAAAGGAUUUAUGAUGCCAAAAGGUGCCUAGACGACAACCGUUUGGCAUUUACAGAGUACUUGUUAACGGGAGAAGCCAGCCAUUGGUGGUCAAGUAUGAAGAUGUUGUUGGCCGAAGCCCAAAGUCCAAUUUCCUGGGAGGUUUUCAAGACUAAGUUUUAUGAAGAGUAUUUCCCGGACAGUGUGCGGUUUGCUAAGGAGGUGGAGUUUCUUCAAUUGGUACAAGGUGGUAUGUCCGUCUCGGAGUACACCAAUAAAUUCAAGCACCUGAUCCGUUUUAAUACCAUGGCUAUGAGUGGAGAAUGGCAAUGCAGGAAGUUUGAGAACGGUCUGAGAAGUGACUUGAAAGUGUUAAUAUCCAGCCUGUGCAUUAGGUCGUUCCCUGCUAUGGUGGAGAGGGCAAAGGUACUGGAGAAGAACGUUGCUGAGGCUGAGCAACAAAAGAAGCAGCAAGUGAGUAGGGGGUCGGUCUUAACAAGAAACACUGCGAACGUGAGAAGACCCCCGUACGUACGUCCAACUCAAUCAUCUGGCGGAUCUCAAGCCUUGGUCACUGUCGGCCAAUCUGGACAGCCAAGGAGCUUGACAUGUUAUCAGUGUGGGGGACCACACUACCGUUGGGCUUGUCCUCAGCUGACUGGAGGAAAACAUUGCAACAAGUGUGGGAGGAACGAACACUCAGAUCAUGAGUGCAAUAUGGGAGGUCGAGCGGCAAUGAGGCCGCCGAACGCUGGAAGAACACAACAAGGGAGAGACGGACAUGCGCAAGCAGUAGGAAGGGUUUAUGCAAUCACGGGUGCUGAAGCCGCUCGUUCAGGUACACUCAUCACCAGUACUUGCGUGUUAUAUGGAAAGCCUUGCUGUGUAUUGUAUGACUCGGGGGCAACUCAAUCCUUCAUCUCGAAGGAGUGCGUUGAGAAACUGGGCUAG